Ctenocephalides felis (cat flea) is the source of this 1057-nucleotide messenger RNA. Its product is annotated as splicing factor U2af 38 kDa subunit-like. The record is from RefSeq and is a predicted model, not a curated record. Gene Ontology annotation, molecular function: pre-mRNA 3'-splice site binding; metal ion binding. Lineage: Eukaryota; Metazoa; Arthropoda; Insecta; Siphonaptera; Pulicidae. The transcript has 6 exons. Gene Ontology annotation, biological process: mRNA splicing, via spliceosome. Gene Ontology annotation, cellular component: spliceosomal complex; U2AF complex. The coding region runs from base 141 to 878 and encodes 245 amino acids.
UACUCUUCCUGGCUGCGGUGCAACCUGUCAUCUUUGUUUUAAUGAUAAUUAUUGCUGUGUUUAUAUAGCGUUUCGGAGCUAGUGAAGUUAUUAUUUACUUCGGUUUAUUUAAUUCCGCUGGUGCCUGAAAACUCUGACAAAUGGCCGAGUAUUUGGCUUCGAUUUUUGGAACAGAGAAAGACAAAGUAAACUGCUCGUUUUAUUUUAAAAUCGGAGCUUGUAGACAUGGAGAUCGAUGCUCUAGAAUCCACAAUAAGCCUACCUUCUCUCAAACUUGCUUGCUGCAGAACCUCUAUGUGAAUCCUCAAAAUUCUGCCAAAUCUGCCGAUGGAAGUCAUUUGGUAGCCAAUGUUUCUGACGAAGAGAUGCAAGAGCAUUAUGACAACUUCUUUGAAGAUGUGUUUGUUGAGUGUGAGGACAAGUAUGGAGAAAUCGAGGAAAUGAAUGUUUGUGAUAAUUUAGGUGAUCAUUUAGUUGGAAAUGUCUACAUAAAGUUUAAAAGAGAAGAAGAUGCUGAACGAGCCGCUGCUGAUUUAAACAACCGAUGGUUUGGUGGAAGACCUGUUUACUCUGAAUUGUCACCUGUAACUGAUUUCCGAGAAGCUUGUUGCCGUCAAUAUGAGAUGGGCGAAUGUACUCGAUCUGGUUUCUGCAACUUCAUGCACUUAAAACCAAUUUCAAGGGAAUUGAGACGCUACUUGUAUUCACGGCGCAAGAGCUCAUCUCGUAGAUCACGCUCCCGUUCACGAGAUCGUGGAAGUAGACGUCGUUCUCGAUCGCGUGAUAGGCGCGACUCCAGGUCCCGCGACCGAGACCGUAAUUCACGUAAAGAUUCUCAAGGUGGUGAUCCAAGGAGUGGACGAUCUGGAAGAUAUUAACGAUUGGUGAAGUUAAUUGAUAACUUUUUUCUAUGAAGAGAUCGAAGUUGAUUUUACUUACAUUGCCACCAAUUUCUUUUUAAUAUUUACUGCAUAUAACUUUAGUAAUCAAAUUAAUUUUAAGAUUUAAUUUCUAUUGUUUAAUUUUUGUCUUUUAUAUGUUUAAAGUAAAAAAGCCA